AUGAGAGCUUUCAUUGCCGUCGUGUGCCUUGUUGCCGCAGUGUCCGCACGCUCAUUACAGUGCUGUUUAAAUGACACAAAAUCAUUAUUGUUUCAGAAACGUGACGGACCUGACCAUUGGACGGCAACAUGGAUGGCCAGCGAGGAGGACGUAAAGAAUGCCAAAGAAGGGGAAGUUAAAGAGAUUAAAGGAAAGUUACUCGCUGACGUCAAAGAAUUUGACGGUGCUUUGGAAAGAUUAUUGAGUGGAAAGGGAAAUAAGGAAGAUGAGAAAAAAGCAGCUGAUGCCCUUGAGGGAUCGGUCAUGCUGACCCUUAUAGAUGCUGAAGAAGAUGCUAUUGAACCAAUGGAUCUUGAUGUCCCAGAUGAAUGCUCCAGAGAUACUGUUGCCGGCUUGGGAGGAUGUGAAGAUCAGUUUGUUCGUAUAGGGCAGUGUCUGAGAGGCGCCGCUAAAGCCGUCCGUGACGCACUGACAUCAGAUAAAAGCGAUGUAGAACAGGUUUCCUUCGUCAAGGGAGUCAUCGUUUUAAUAGCAAGUGGAGCCGAGGAUAUUGGCAAACUCGCCAAAUCCUGUGGAUAUGCAAAGAGAGAAUUUGAGGACUGGGCAAAAGCCGGUUUGGUCAGUGAAGAUGAUUUAAAAGAUGUUGAUCCCGCUGAAGUUGAGGAAGUUGGAAAGAACUUGAGGAAAGAUAUGGAUGUUAUUGGACAGGAUCUGGAUCAGCUUUUGAAAGAAGGAGUUGAGAGCGAAGCUGCCGAGAGAGUUGAGGAACAUCUUGAAAGCGCUGUUGCCCUCGCUAUGCUGCACGAAGAACAGGGCGCAGGCUCUAUCAAACCAGCUAAAAUUGACAUUCCAAAAGGCUGCAGAAAAGAGGAUUUUGGAAGCGACUGCAAGGAAAAUUUUGAGAGAGUUGUCCGAUGCUUGAAAGGUGCUGUUGACGGAAUGAAGGCCGCCUUUGACAGUGAAGCUCCCGUUGCCCGCAAAAUCGCCAAGGUGAAGGGAAUUGUGGGAUUGGUAGCUAAAGCCACAGGGCCCAUUAAGGCACUUGCCAAGGAUUGUGGACAUGAAAAGAAGAGAGAAUUUGAGGACUGGGCUAAAGCUGGUUUGGCCAGUGGAGAUGAUUUGAAAAAUGCCGAUCCCGCGGAAAUAGAGAAAGUUGGAAAGAACUUGAGGAAAGACAUGGAUGAAAUUGAAAAGGAUUUGGAUGGACUUUUAAAGGAAGGAAUCGAUGGACCAGCUGCCGAGAAGGUAGAACAGCACCUUGAAGGAGCAGUUGCCCUCGCUGAACUUCACGAGAAACAGGGAGCCAAAUCUAUUCCCCCAGCAAAAAUCGAAAUUCCAAAAGGCUGCAGAAAAGAGGAUUUUGGUAUGGACUGUGAAGAAAAUUUCAAGAGAGUUGUUGGUUGCUUGAAGAAGGCUGUUCAAGGAAUGAAGGAAACCAUGGACAGUGAUGCUCCAGAGGUUCAAAAAGUUGCCAAAGUGAAAGGAAUUGUUGGACUCGUAGCCAAGGCAACCGGUCCCAUCAAAAAGUUGCACGAUGCUUGUACACAGAAGAGAUCUCUCGCCCGAUUCUUUAAUUAACCCUACUGCCAAGUUUUACUGAUACUCGACGGGUAUUUGUCCAUGGACUGAUGAAAUGAAUUUUUUAAUGUAUUAUUUUGUUUAAUAAAUAUUUUUGCAUAGUAUAAA
Molecule: messenger RNA, 1686 nt
Organism: Saccostrea cuccullata (small rock oyster)
Lineage: Eukaryota; Metazoa; Mollusca; Bivalvia; Ostreida; Ostreidae
Exons: 22
Coding region: 1-1578 (525 amino acids)
Source: RefSeq, a predicted model, not a curated record